UAGAGAGUCAGUGAUAACGAUAAAGAUGGGCAAGAGAGCAGCUGGAUUCGUCCUCUUCCGGCGCCUCUGUGGGCAAAUCGAAUACUUACUGCUAAAGGCAUCCUAUGGUGAUUUUCACUGGAGUUCUCCUAAAGGUCAUGUGGAUCCCGGUGAGGAUGAUUUUACUACAGCCCUGAGGGAAACUAAAGAAGAAGCCGGUUAUGACGAAUCGGAUUUGAUUAUCUAUCGUGACACUCCGUUAACUCUGAAUUACAUUGUCAAAGGGAAACCCAAGAUUGUGAUAUACUGGCUAGCCGAGCUUCGGAAUCCAAAUAAGAAACCCGUUCUCUCCGAGGAGCACACGGAACUUAAAUGGCUGGCAAAAGAAGCGGCCAAGGAGUGUGUGGGCUUCAAGGACAAUCAAGAAAUGAUUGAUAAGUGCCAGGAAAUGAUACUGGAUAUGGAUAAGAAAAAGCAAGGCGGCUGUGAUUGUCCAUAAAAAUAUCAAAAAUACAGUGCUGCAAACGGUGUCAAUAAAAUACCGCAUUUCAGCGUUAUGCAACACUA
Drosophila grimshawi is the source of this 546-nucleotide messenger RNA. RefSeq names its product bis(5'-nucleosyl)-tetraphosphatase [asymmetrical] (gene Apf). The coding region runs from base 26 to 478 and encodes 150 amino acids. Lineage: Eukaryota; Metazoa; Arthropoda; Insecta; Diptera; Drosophilidae. The transcript is spliced from 2 exons. Gene Ontology annotation, molecular function: bis(5'-nucleosyl)-tetraphosphatase (asymmetrical) activity. The record is from RefSeq and is a predicted model, not a curated record. Gene Ontology annotation, biological process: AMP biosynthetic process; ATP biosynthetic process.